CCUGGACGGAAGGAUGGUUUUGAAACAGUGCCUUAGACUUUGGUUUUGAGCCUUAGACGGUCAGACGUUGUGUUGAUACACGGAGGCUAAAGUACACCCUGGGUGCUCAGAAUGGCCCUGCAAUAGUUUAUCUUCCGCAAGGAGUUCUGUGUUUAGGAAGGAUUUUUUUCCCUUUAUCAAUUGUUGGUGUGGAAACUUAAAUUAAAAAGUAAAAUGAAUCGUCCUAAGGCAGCUACAGUUCGGAGACCCAGUACUGCUGCAAAAUCAUCAGGUCAUCCACCACCAGGGGAUUUUAUAGCUUUGGGGUCCAAGGGACAAUCUAAUGAAUCCAAAGCCCCCUCCAAUCUUCUGAAGCCAGCGCCAUCAGCAUUAACAUCAGAACGGAAGCGUGACGCCUCAGCUGCUUUAGCCACUACUUCAGGACUGACGGGCCUCACAAAGCGCCCAAAGCUAUCACCCACUCCCCCAUUGAGUGCACUUGGGCGUCUAGCAGAAGCUGCAGUGGCUGAGAAACGAGCUAUCUCUCCAUCAAUUAAAGAGCCCUCGGUUGUCCCAAUUGAAGUCCCGCCUGCGUCUUUGCUUGACGAUAUUGAGGCAUCAGAGUUAGAGGGCAACGAUGACCGCAUUGAAGGGGUUCUUUGUGGAGCAGUGAAACAACUAAAAAUGAAUCGUGCCAAACCCGAUCCCACACUCUAUUUAAGUUUAAUGUUCCUGGCGAAAAUUAAACCGAACAUAUUUGCAACGGAGGGUGUAAUUGAGGCUUUAUGUAGCUUACUGCGAAGGGAUGCCUCAAUCAAUUUCAAAGCCAAAGGGAACAGCCUGGUAUCUGUGCUUGCCUGUAAUCUUUUGAUGGCAGCUUAUGAAGAAGAUGAGAAUUGGCCUGAAAUUUUUGUAAAGGUGUAUAUAGAAGAUUCUCUAGGAGAGAGAAUAUGGGUUGACAGUCCCCAUUGUAAGACAUUUGUUGACAAUAUUCAGACCGCUUUCUGCACAAAAAUGCCUCCGAAGAGUAUGUCUCUACAAGGGGAGACUGUUAGAAUGGCAGGAGACCUCAGUGCAGGCAGCAGUCCUCAUCCUUCCAUGACAGAGGAAGAAGACAGUCAAACUGAACUUCUCAUCGCAGAGGAGAAACUGAGCCCUGAACAAGAGGGACAACUUAUGCAAAGGUAUGAAGACCUUGCAGAGAGUGUGGAGGAGUACGUCCUUGACAUGCUGCGAGAUCAACUGAACCGUCGGCAGCCAAUGGAUAACGUCUCAAGAAAUCUCCUUCGCUUGCUCACUGCCACAUGUGGCUACAAAGAGAUACGGCUUAUGGCUGUUCAGAGGCUGGAGAUGUGGUUGCAGAACCCAAAGCUAACCCGCCCAGCCCAGGACCUUCUCAUGUCUGUCUGCAUAAACUGUAAUACACAGGGGUCUGAAGAUAUGGAAGUGAUUUCCAACCUAAUCAAAAUUAGGCUUAAACCCAAGGUUCUGCUCAACCAUUAUAUGCUGUCUGUAAGGGAACUUUUGAAUGCUCACAAGGAUAACCUUGGCACAAUGGUGAAAUUUGUUAUUUUUAAUGAGCUCUCCAAUGCUAGAAAUCCAAACAACAUGCAGGUUUUAUACACUGUGCUUCAGCACAGCUCUGAGUUGGCUCCAAAGUUCCUAGCUAUGGUUUUUCAAGACCUUCUUAUAAAUAAAGAUGAUUACUUACGAGCGUCCCGAGCUUUACUCCGAGAGAUUAUCAAGCAGACAAAGCAUGAGAUUAAUUUCCAAGCGUUCUGCCUCGGGCUGAUGCAGGAGCGAAAAGAAUCUCAGUACACGGAUCUGGAGUUCAAGGAGCGGUUUGUGACCCACAUCACUGAUCUGCUUGCUGUGUCCAUGAUGCUUGGAAUUACUGUACAGGUGAAGGAGGCUGGAGUUGCGUGGGACAAAGGAGAGAAGAAGAGUUUGGAAGUCCUACGAUCCUUUCAGAAUCAGAUCGCUGCCAUCCAGCGAGAUGCGGUUUGGUGGCUUCAUACAGUUGUUCCAACAGUAAGCAAACUAUCGGCAAAAGAUUACGUACAUUGUCUCCACAAAGUACUUUUCACUGAACAACCAGAAACAUACUACAAGUGGGAUAACUGGCCCCCAGAAAGCGAUCGCAACUUUUUUCUACGCCUCUGCUCUGAAGUGCCUUUACUUGAGGACACUUUGAUGCGUAUCCUGGUUAUUGGCUUAUCUCGUGAUCUUCCACUUGGACCCGCAGAUGCUAUGGAGCUGGCUGAUCAUUUGGUGAAACGGGCUGCAGCGGUACAAUCUGACGACUUGGAGGUCCUUCAUAUAGAGAGAAUUCAGCUCAUUGAUGCCGUACUAAAUCUGUGCACUUACCACCAUCCCGAGAACAUUCAGUUACCCCCCGGCUACCAGCCUCCUAACCUGGCUAUUUCAACGCUUUACUGGAAGGCUUGGCCUCUCUUACUUGUUGUAGCUGCAUUUAAUCCAGAAAACAUAGGUUUGGCAGCCUGGGAGGAAUAUCCAACCUUAAAGAUGCUUAUGGAAAUGGUCAUGACAAACAAUUAUUCCUUUCCUCCGUGCACUGUAACUGAUGAAGAGACAAGAACAGAAAUAAUUAAUCGGGAACUUCAAAUCUCUCAGCGUGAGAAGCAGGAAAUUCUAGCGUUUGAAAGUCAUCUUGCAGCGGCAUCGACCAAGCAAACUAUAAAUGAAAGCAACAGCUUGCUACUAUCCCAGCUUACUAGCUUGGACCCACAGGGCCCUCCUCGUCGCCCACCACCUCAUGCAAUAGAACAGGUGAAAACUCUGAACCAAUCAUUACGUCUUGGUCACCUCUUAUGUCGCAGCCGCAAUCCUGACUUCCUUCUCAACAUCAUUCAGAGACAGGCAUCUUCACAAUCGAUGCCGUGGCUGGCAGAUCUAGUCCAGUCUAGCGAGGGCUCACUGGAUGUGCUGCCAGUGCAGUGCCUGUGUGAGUUCCUGCUGCACGAUGCUGCUGAUGAAUCAGCUACUGGUGAAGAUGAUGUGGAAAAUGAAAGCAAGGAGCAACGAGCCAAGAAACAACAGCGGCAGCAAAAACAGAGGCAACUUCUUGGCAGACUACAAGAUUUGCUGCUUGGCCCAAAGGCAGAUGAGCAAACAACUUGUGAAGUACUUGAUUACUUCCUUCGGCGACUCAGCUCAUCCCAGGUUGCAUCACGUGUGCUGGCUAUGAAGGGUUUAUCUAUGGUUCUCACAGAGGGAGGGCUACAAGAUGGGGAAGACAAAGACCAUAACAUGGAUGAAGACUCUGGUGACUCAGAACUCAUGCAGGGAUACCAAUGGUUGCUGAGAGAUCUACCGAGACUUCCACUGUUUGAUAGCGUGAAAGGAACUACAUCAGUAGCUCUGCAACAGGCUGUUCACAUGGAAACUGACCCUCACACAAUUAGUGCCUAUCUGGUGUAUCUUUCCCAGCACGCUCCCGUUGAAGACCAGGCACGUCACAAUGAUCUUGCUUUGGAUGUGGCCCGUCUGAUAGUAGAGAGAUCCACGAUCAUGACUCACCUUUUCUCAAAGCUCUCAUAUAGUGCAGAAUCUGACGCUGUUCUCACGGCGCUGCUUUGCAUCUUCUCUUGUUAUGUUCAGCGCAUGCGGAAGAACAAAGAGGGCGACGAGGUGUACAGCUGGUCGGAGUCCCAAGACCAAGUAUUCUUGAGAUGGACCACCGGGGAAACUGCCACUAUGCACAUUCUAGUUGUUCAUGCCAUGGUCAUCCUUCUCACUCUGGGACCUCCCCGAGCGGAGAGUGACUUUUUUCCCUUGUUGGAUAUAUGGUUUCCUGAAAAGAAACCCCUUCCUACAGCGUUCUUAGUAGAUACAUCAGAGGAAGCACUGCUACUUCCUGAUUGGCUAAAGCUGCGAAUGAUCCGCUCCGAAGUCCCUCGUUUAGUUGAUGCUGCCCUGCAAGAUCUGGAGUCUCAGCAGCUGCUUCUCUUCGUUCAGUCUUUUGGGAUCCCUGUGUCAAGUAUGAGCAAACUUUUGCAGUACCUGGAUCAAGCCGUGUCCCAUGAGCCUCAGUCACUAGAACAAAACAUCAUGGAUAAAAACUAUAUGGCUCAGCUUGUGGAGGUUCAGCACGAGAGAGGAGCUACAGGCGGACAAACCUUCCAUUCUCUGCUGACUGCUUCAAUUCCAAACAGACGGGAAAGCACUGAUGCAGUGAAGAGGAAGCCACCCGCAGAAACCCCCCAGGGACAAGUGCGAGCAAGAGCACUAACUCAGAUCCCUGUCUUGGGUCCAGAAGAUGAUCUCGCUGGAAUGUUCUUACAGCUUUUCCCCUUGAACCCAGAUCCCCGAUGGCAGAACACAAACCCCCGGCCCAUUUCCUUGGCCCUGCAACAAUCUCUUGGACAGGAGCUUGCCCGUAUCCGACAGGGCAACACCCAACUGUCAGGGAUAGCAGUGCGUCUUCUUCAAGCUAUAGCAGCUUUGCUGAUUUCACCACACAGUGGAGCUCUUGCCCUGGCUAUGCACCGGAAUCACUUCAUCUCCUGUCCGUUGAUGCGACAGCUGUAUCAGUAUCAACACUGUGUCCCACAGGAUACAGCUUUCUCUUCGCUUUUCUUCAAAGUCCUCAUGCAGAUGUCACAGUGGUUAGAGAGUCCAAAUGUUGAAGAAGGUCCUCUUCGUUCCCAGCUCAAAUCUUUUGCAGCUCAGUACUCCUCAAAGCAUAGACUCAGUGACGUUCGAGGAGGAUUUUUGCACCUUGCCGAAGCACUGGCAUUUUUUCGGGAGCCGGAUGUGACUAAUUCCACAGUACGCGCCAUUAUUACUACUUUGAAAUCUGGAGAUAAGUGCAAUGUGGAACCAGAGUUUAUUAGCAAAGUUCUUAAAGGUCUAAUAGAAACAAAAUCUCCAUAUUUGGAAGAGUUUCUUAGCGUCUUGUUCUCCGUAACCAUUGAAACAACGUCCAGGUUUACUGCCUCUGGUCCGGUGGCCGUGGUUAGCUCUUUGUUACUGCAAGAGAGAGAGGAGUCUUCUGUCAAGAAAGGAAGCGAGUGCACCAGCCCUGAAGCUGCCCGAGCAAGCCCUUCUGGUCUGCUCAUUGACUGGUUGGAUUUACUAGACCCUGAGGUUAUAAGCAGCUGUCCGGAUCUGCAACAAAGGCUGUUAUUUUCCUGGAAUAAGGUGAAAGGUUCAUCUGGAUCACAUCCUCCAUCUUUUCGCCCAUAUCUAUUAGCACUUCUUACUCAUCAAGCCAACUGGACUACAAUACAUCAGUGCAUUAGUAUCCUGCUUAGCAAACAACGAGAACAACGGUUUGACCCGUCGGCUUCUCUGGACUUCUUGUGGGCAUGCAUUCAUAUUCCACGUAUUUGGCAGGGAAGGGACCAACGCAUUCCACAGAAACGUCGAGACGAGUUUGUAUUGCACCUAAAGCUGUCAGAACUUAUCUGUCUAGUGGACCUCAUUAUAUCAGAGUCUGACACUAGAAGCCAAGGAACUGAAGACGUUUCUUGUUCCACGAUCCAGACACGCUUACCGUUACUGCUUAAUUGUUGCCACGAUAAUCCAGAAACUCUCAAAAAAAUUACAGAUCAUUUGACCAAUUGCAUAAAGCAGUGGGGAAAUAGCUCUUUAGGGAAGCAGUGCCGAGACUUCCUGCUGCAGCUUUAUUUGCAGCUACCAGAAUUGAUUGCGCCAGUACCAGAAAUCUUGCUGACAAGUCAGGGGGUUACAGACAGCAGCACCUGCAAAAUGGAUGCACUUAUUCACCGGUUUAUUACGCUGUUGGCUGAUACCAGUGACUGCAAGGAGAGCCGCAUGACUGACGCUAACAUGGCUUGUCGCAAGCUUGCGGUAGCACACCCUAUCUUGUUGCUAAGGCAUUUGCCCAUGAUAGCAGCUUUGCUUCACGGAAGGGUACACUUAAAAUUCCAUGAGUUUCGGCAGCAGAACCAUUUACCAUUCUUCACUCAUGUCAUGGGCAUCCUGGAGCUGCUGCAGCCACAGGUGUUCCAUAGUGAGCAUCAGGAAGCUUUGUGGGAUUGCCUCCUCUCCUUCAUCCAACUGUUACAGAAUUAUAGGAAAUACUCCCGGCAGCUUGCUGGCUUCAUCAGUAAAUUUGUGCAGUUUAUUCACAAAUACAUCACAUGCGAUGCACAAGCAGCUGUGGCCUUUCUGCAGAAGCAUUCGGACCCUCUUCACGGCUUGUCAUCAGACAACAGUGAUCUGACUAUGCUGAAGUCUCUUCUUGCGGGUCUGAGCCUACCCAGCAGAACAGGGACUUUAGACAAGAGCUCCGAGGAGGAAAAAGAAGAAGAAACCGGCACAGGUUCUCUACCUUUGGUCAGCGUCUCAUUUUUUACUCCACUUACUGCGGCAGAAAUGGCGCCUUAUCUUAAAAGGAUCUCUAGAAGUCAGACAGUAGAGGACAUCCUGCAGGUUCUGAGUGAUAUAGAUGAAGUGUCCAAGCGUAGACCUGAAAUCCUCUCUUUCUUUGCUAGUGAUUUUCAGAGGUUGAUGAGUUCCACAGAGGAAUCCUGUCGCAAUCUGGCUUUUAGCCUGGCUUUACGUUCUAUACAGUGCAAUCCUAGUAUCGCAACUGAUUUCCUCCCCACUUUCAUGUACUGCUUGGGUAACAAAGACUUUGAAGUGGUGCAGACUGCGCUGCGGAACUUGUCCGAGUACACGCUCCUUUGUCAGGAAUACGCUGCCGUUCUGUUGCACAGAGCGUUCCUGGUUGGUAUGUAUGGGCAGAUAGACACCAGCCCUCAGAUUUCGGAAGCCUUAAAGGUUCUUCACAUGGAAGCGAUGAUCUGAAAUUAUCCUGAUUACUUGAAUAGAAAUGGACAUCUUGACUCUGGAGAAAACUUUCUUGUGGACUUUAUAUGACAUGCAGACCAACAGUGUACAUUUUAGCAAUUUAUUUUUUUAGUUUGUAAUAAAUCUGUUACUGUU
This is a messenger RNA of Bombina bombina (fire-bellied toad), 6915 nucleotides long. RefSeq names its product integrator complex subunit 1 (gene INTS1). Gene Ontology annotation, biological process: U2 snRNA 3'-end processing. Gene Ontology annotation, cellular component: integrator complex. Lineage: Eukaryota; Metazoa; Chordata; Amphibia; Anura; Bombinatoridae. Bases 214 to 6777 code for a protein of 2187 amino acids. The transcript has 49 exons. The record is from RefSeq and is a predicted model, not a curated record.